AUGGGGCUGGCGGGCUUAAAGCCCAACAUCGUCUGUUUCCAAUACCCAGAGGCAUGGCAGCAGCAAGAAUCGAGUCACAUCUCCGCAACGUUUGUGAGCCUGAUCAACGACAGCAACACGGCGGGCAAGGCGUGUGUGAUUGUAAAGGGGCUGGACGAGUGGCCGGCAGAGGGGUGCGGGCAAUACGGCACCAUCGACCUGUUUUGGAUUGUGAGGGAUGGGGGCAUCAUGCUGCUGCUGUCCCAGCUGCUGCGGUCUCGACCCACCUUCGAUGCUUGCAAGAUUCAGGGGUGCCGGCAGUACGGCACGAUCAACCUGUUCUGGAUCGUGAGGGAUGGAGGCAUCAUGCUGUUGCUGUCGCAGCUCCUGCGCUCCCGACCCACCUUCGACGCAUGCAAGAUCCAGGUGAACCGCCCUAAGGGACCGGCAGAGGGGUGCCGGCAGUACGGCACCAUCGACCUGUUUUGGAUUGUGAGGGAUGGGGGCAUCAUGCUGCUGCUGUCCCAGCUGCUGCGGUCUCGACCCACCUUCGAUGCUUGCAAGAUUCAGGUUGCUGAUUCCUCCUCGCUAUCCGGUCAUCUAUCACAGUUGCUGCUGUCCCAGCUGCUCAGGUCCCGACUCACCUUUGACGCAUGCAAGAUCCAGGUGUUUUGCAUUGCAGAGGACAAUGGGACAGCAGAGACAUUGCUGCUAGACGCGGCCCAGUUGAUAGUUGACGUGCUUCGAAUCCCCCUCACACACGCGCACACUCACUCGAAUCCUUGCUUUCAUCCCGCCCGCCUCCUUCCCUUGCUUCAGGUGUUUUGCAUUGCAGAGGACGAUGGGACAGCUGAGACGUUGCAACUAGACGUGGCCCAGUUCCUGCACGACCUGCGCAUGCAGGUGAGCUCAGAGCGGUCCAAAGCGGCUCAGAGUGGUGGUGGGGCGAGUCUUGGAGCGGAUGUGGUGGUGGUGACGAUGGGAGCAUGCGAGGACGUGGUGGGGGAGGAGGAUGGAUUAGAGGAGGCUGAGCUGAGCUUCUUGAUGUGCCACUGA
Molecule: messenger RNA, 1035 nt
Organism: Closterium sp. NIES-65
Lineage: Eukaryota; Viridiplantae; Streptophyta; Zygnematophyceae; Desmidiales; Closteriaceae
Source: the annotation of a GenBank genome assembly